Messenger RNA from Ahaetulla prasina, 1584 nucleotides. RefSeq names its product phospholipid scramblase 1-like. NCBI's taxonomy places the organism in Eukaryota, Metazoa, Chordata, Lepidosauria, Squamata, Colubridae. The transcript is spliced from 10 exons. The coding region runs from base 324 to 1175 and encodes 283 amino acids. Gene Ontology annotation, molecular function: phospholipid scramblase activity. Gene Ontology annotation, cellular component: plasma membrane. The record is from RefSeq and is a predicted model, not a curated record. Gene Ontology annotation, biological process: plasma membrane phospholipid scrambling.
UCUUUGCCUCCUUCCCCGCCCUAUCCUGUUUCCUAGCAGGGGCCCCUGGAGCUGGGCGGGAAGAGGCAGAAGAGCAAUCGCCCAAGUCUCGUUUUUCUCACGGGUGGGGAAAAAAAGCAAGCAAGAAAAACAAACAAACACACCGAUCAGCAGUAACAGUAACGUGGCUGAAAGUACUUUUUUUUUUUUUGCAAAGGCGAAUCCGACGCGCUUACUCUAGAGUAACUCCGUCGCAAGGGCAUAAAAUAUCUCUGCCCAGCCGUAAUAUCAAAUCUCAGGUAUCAGGCAGUAAUCUCCCAUACAAUAAGACAAAAUAAAAGAACAUGGAAAUGUCAAAUGAAACUAAGCCCACAUCAGCACCUCCAGAAUAUUCAGGUCCAGCGUAUUCACUUCCACAAGUCCAAUAUGCUCAGUGUCUACCUACAUUUCCAGUUCAAGCCAAUCCACCUCCACCCAUCAUCUGGAUGCCGCCACAACCUCAGAUCCCCAAGUGCCCUCGUGGAUUGGAAUAUUUAAGCCAGCUUGAUCAGAUAACAGUUGCACAGCAGAUGGAGCUCAUGGAAAUGAUAAGUGGCUUUGAAACUUGUAAUAAGUACGAAAUAAAAAAUGCCGUGGGGCACUGGAUAUACUUUGCAGCUGAGGAAAAUGAUGACUUCAACCUGAAUUGUUACGGCCCUUUAAGAUCGUUUACCAUAAAACUCUUUGACAGUACAAACCAACCAGUAAUGCAAUUGUCAAGAGAGUUCCAUUGCUCCAGUUGCUGCUGUCCUUGUAUUUGUUGCCUGCAAGAGCUUGAAGUUCAGGCACCUCUAGGCAACGUCAUUGGAUAUGUGAAACAAAACUGGCAUCCAUGCCUACCAAAAUUUACUAUUCAGAAUGAGGCCAGAGAAAAUGUUCUUAAAAUUACUGCACCUUGUGUGCCUUGCCAAUGCUAUCAGGAUGUUAAUUUUGAGGUGAAAACUGUGGAUGGGAAAUCUACAAUUGGAAGCAUAGUAAAAAGAUGGACUGGUUUAGCAAGAGAGGUUGCUACAGAUGCAAGCUUUUUUCAUAUCCGCUUUCCAAUGGAUCUUGAUACUAAUAUGAAAGCAGUCAUAACAGGGGCUUGCUUUCUUCUGGAUUUCAUGUUUUUUGAACGGGCUGCAAACAGAAGAAAUCAAAAUAGACGUAGACGUUAGUUCAAAUCAGGACAUUAAGAGUCUUAUCACACUGAAUUAAGCCUGCAGGAUGAAUUUUAUUAAUAAGUUGCUUAUUUCAAUGUUUACAAUCAUACCUUUAUCUAUUAUACCAUAUAUGUCAGAAUAUUCCAUAUAACUCAAAAUAUUUGUCAAAUAUUGAUAUACGGUAUAUUGAUAUCCCUAUAUAAUAACAAAGAUAUAGUAUAUAAAUUCAGCUAAUUUUCACUCAGUAAACAGUUCUACUCCAUUUGCCAUUUUUUUCCUGCUCUUAUAUAUUAAGAAUUGCCUUAUUAUGUCUUUUUUAUUUUCUGUAAUUACUGUGUAUUAUGUUGCAGUAAUAAAAUGAACCAAAGUGGGUAUCUCAAUAUUCAGACAAUAAACUGACAAAUUCAAUAAAGUUGAUAUUUUC